UGCCGUCAGUCGCCGCAGGUCGAUGGUGUUGUCCAGUGCUGACGGUCUGUCUGUGGCCGCGCUUGCGAUGCGUCGUCGGUGUGUUUCUGCACAUGGCCGUGCCGCUCGGCGGAUCUACGCGUUGCUUUGCGAUUCUUGGCAACCCGCCACUGGUAAACGUGUGUUUUUACAACAUAUUCUGCUCGCCGUGAACGAGAGACGCGUAUUUCUCUUACAGAAAAUACGUGGAAGAUCAAUUUUUGCGGUGUAGAGGAUUGUGUCUACUAUUUUUAAAGGAAUUGUAUUAUACUUCAUGUCCACCAUGACUACAUCUUCAGAAGAUGUCUUGAUGCAAGUAAGUCAAGUGCGUUAUAAAAAAGGAGAUGGUACUUUGUACGUGAUGAAUGAGCGAAUAGCGUGGAUGCUUGAUAACAGGGAUACUGUAUCUGUGAGCCAUAAAUACGCUGAUAUUAAAUUGCAAAAAAUAUCACCCGAGGGAAAAUCAAAAAUACAACUACAGGUAGUAUUACACGAUGGUACCUCAUCUACAUUUCAUUUUGUAAAUAAAAAUGGACAAGAAGCACAAAUUAAAGAUCGUGACGAUGUAAAAGAGUUAUUGCAACAGCUGCUACCAAAAUUUAAGCGGAAAGUUGAUAAGGAAUUGGAAGAAAAGAAUAAGACCCUUCAAGAACAUCCUAUGUUGCUUCAAUUAUAUCGCGAUCUGGUAAUCACGCAAGUUAUAUCAUCUGAAGAAUUUUGGUCGCAAUAUGCUGCAGAAUACACACAAGCCAAGAAGAUUCAACGUCAAGAAAUAGGUGUUAAUAGUGCUUUCUUGGCGGAUAUUAAGCCACAAACCGAUGGUUGCAACGGAUUAAAAUACAAUUUAACUGUCGAUGUGAUAGAAUGUGUAUUUAAGACUUACCCAGCUGUGAAAAAGAAGCAUCAAGAAAAUGUGCCUCAUAAGAUGUCAGAGUCUGAUUUCUGGACGAAAUUCUUUCAAUCACAUUACUUUCAUAGAGACCGUAUCAAUGCUGGGACCAAGGAUCUUUUUACCGAAUGUGCCAAAAUAGAUGAUCAAGAACUUAAAAAGGACCUUCAAACUGGGAUAAAUGAUCCGUUGGUAGAUAUCACUUCCUUCGAGGAUCAAUCACUGGAUGAAAAUUAUGGGAGUGGAUGUAGUAAAUCAGACAAAAUGUCGGGAAAUAUUGUACAUCAAAAUAUGAUUAAAAGAUUUAAUCAACAUAGCAUAAUGGUUAUGAAAGCUAGCACUGCCAAACAGUCGAUGCAAACUAAUCAACCGCAAUUGAAUGGAUCUACACCGUCUGCAAGUAAAAUAGUAAAUAAUGAACUAGAUGAUGGACCAAAGACUAAAAAACGUAGAAUACAGGAAAAGAUAACUUAUGAUGAUCUUGACAAGAGCUGUGACAGAAAUACAAAUAAUGAAACUCCAUUAAAUCUGAUGCAUAUAGAUAGAUAUUUACAUGGACCUGUAUCGGGAUAUGGAAAUACAGAACCAACUUCAGAAGAGUUGUUUGUUACAUUAAGUCAUUUAAAGAAAGAGGCUUCUGGAUGGAUAGCUGGAAGUACGUUACCACGACAAGUGACAACUUCUUUAGUUAGUCCAGCCGCAGCAGUGUCAGCUUUAGGUGAAUUAACGCCUGGUGGGUCUUUGAUGAAAGGCUUCCGAGAAGAAAGUCUUGGACAGUUAAUACCGAAGGAUUUAGAAAAGGAAUUAUGUAACGUAUAUGUGUGUGCAUGCGAGCUGUUGAGGCACUUUUGGCGAAGUUUUCCGCCAACAACACCACAACUUGAAGAAAAAGCAAUUAGAAUGCAUGAAGCUCUACAUAGAUUUCAUUCCGCUAAACUAAAACCCUUUGAAGAUCGUGUGCAAAGAGAAUUCUCCGCGAUCAGUCAACACUUGACGAGUCAUCUCAAUCAAUUGUUAACCACCGCCUACAGGAAGUUCGCGGUGUGGCAACAACGAAAACUGCAAAUGAGGUAGCCCUUCAUUAAAAUUUCGUAAAACAAUAAACAUAAAUAAGCAAUAUUGGUCAUAUAUUGCAUUUCUUAAUGUUACCGUAAUUAGAUAUUAAUGUCGAUGUACUUUACAAGAGAAAAAAACCAAAGCCACGCCGGUUCCAUGCGUCUCGGUGCUACCAUAUUGUUUAUUUAUUUUGCGUUUAAAUUUUAAUUUAAUAACUUCAAAUUUUUUUCAAACUCGUUCAAAUCCAAUCACAACCAAUGAUAUGUUAACUUGCAAUUAGUUUUGUUUAAAAAAAAGUGAUUUACUGCUUAUUUAUUUACAUCCAGUGGAUUAUACAUUUAAAUGCGUAUACGUUUAAAACGCACGGAUUCUAAAAAGAUCUUCCUACAUUCUGGAAAAUACAAUGUGUUUGCAAAUAUUUAUGCAAGAAUGUGAUGUAGUUGCAUAUAGUCAUAUAUCAUCUAUAAUGCAACUAUUUUAGUUCAAAUUACGAUUUGUGAGAGAGACGGGCGACUGCAAAUAUUGUACGAUAUCAAAGUAACUGUGAUACCGCCACUGCAUAGUCAAGUUUAUCAAUAUAUAUUAUAUUUUUGCUUUGAUAAUUUUUUCAUGAUUACAAUUCAUAUCGACUGCAUUAGUCUGUUGAUUCCAAAAUAACAAUUAUUUGUUACUAUUUAAGGAGGUUCUUUAGUCUUUUCAUAUAUAAUGCAAGAACUUGAUCAAAUUUGGGGAAUAAAUUUAUAAUUAAUAUGUAAAUAUUCCUGAAUUUUUUUAAAUUUAUUGAUCAUAUGAAUUUCUUUAAUAACUUUCUGAAAUAUCAUCUUACGGAAAGAAGAGUUUUUAGUAGUUUAAUUUCUCAGAAACAAAAUUAUAAGAACUUCGAAAAAUUAUAUUCAUAAGAAUAAAAUUUUUUAAGGAAAACAUUUUGGAAUUAGGAAAAAUUGAAAUUUUACUGUACCAUUUUCUUGUAAGUUACUACAUUUAAAUCAUUGUAAAAGAAUCUUUCCAUUUUUUUCACAUCAAUGUUUACUAAUGUUAUAAAAAAUAUUUUUAAAUAAUUGUUUUUAAAUAAUUUUGUUCAUUAUUAUUUUGGAGAUGAUAACGUCAAAAACUCCAUAUAUUGUAUCCAUCACGCGUUGUCGAUUUUGCACAUCACUCUUAUUCUCGCGCUCCUGUAGAUAAAGAUAUACGCAAGUAAAAUUUUAAAUUCACUAAAUACAACAGAAUAUGUCACUGUACGUUGACAACUAAUAAAAUGAAGAAAAUAGCAGUGCAUCAUCAGAUCAUUUUACAAUUAUUUCAUCGCGGCCUAAUCUUUAGAACCAGCUCAACACGGGAGCAACAAUAUGAAUUAAAAAAUUACAUAACUUCACUUUUUUCCAACUGAAAAACUUCAAUAUUAUAUACCCAAGGCUUUUAGCUUAUAAACACACAAUAUAUUAAAGAGCAAAAACGAUUAGCUGGAUGUACUUGCUAACAAACUGUUUAUUAUUGACAUUGUCAUUCACAUACUAGUAGAAAAAAACUUGUAGCGAACUGUAAGCGGAAAAUGAUGGGAAAUGUAACGCGAAGAAACUGAUAACUUUGGACGGUAAUAUAAAGACAUGCACAAUUCAGGCACUCUUCAACUUAUUGGUGCAUCAGAGCAUUUUAAUAAUAUUCAGGUAGACUGUGUUUGUUGUUUUUCAAAAUUUAAUGUAAGAGAAAAUAACACUGAGCAUGACUAAGUAAAAUGGUCGAAACAUUUGUUUUUAUUUAAAAGUUUAUACGAAUAACAAUGUCAAUAAUAAACACAGUUGGUUAAUAAGUAUAUUUGGAUAGGAGUUCAUGCUCCUUACAUACAUUGCAUGCAUGUGUGUGAAGAACUUCCUUAAAUAUUUUUCAAUCUUUAUUUUCGAAACCAAGAUUAAAACAUUUUUUGCACAAUUAUGAUCGAAUCAAUAUGCUUAAACUUUAAUUUCUAGAUAUAUCUCGGCAUCAUUACAGAUUUCCUACUAUAUUAUUGUACUGAGAACACAGUGACAUUGGUAUACUUUACGAUAUCUGCGAUAUACUCAACUAAGUGUCUUAAUUGUUGAAUCCUAUUUUUCUCUCGUGCUAACCGAGUAAGGUGAUUUGUGAAUUUUUUGUAAGCUGCCCCUCGGUCAUUACUAUAGCAAUAAAAUUUUGGCAGUUGUAAGAAUAUAAAAUACCUAUCUCGAUCGAGAACGUGCAUACUCGCGCAUUAUGCUAUUAUAAUUAUUACUUAGAUGCGUGGUAAUAAUUAUAAGUAUAUUCUUACAUUAUAAUUAUAAUAAAUGUUAUUGUGAUGACAAAUUUUCAAAUAUUA
Solenopsis invicta (red fire ant) is the source of this 4292-nucleotide messenger RNA. It is a transcript of the gene Tfb1, whose product is annotated as general transcription factor IIH subunit 1. Bases 293 to 1981 code for a protein of 562 amino acids. Gene Ontology annotation, biological process: nucleotide-excision repair; transcription by RNA polymerase I; transcription by RNA polymerase II. Gene Ontology annotation, cellular component: transcription factor TFIIH core complex; transcription factor TFIIH holo complex. The record is from RefSeq and is a predicted model, not a curated record. NCBI's taxonomy places the organism in Eukaryota, Metazoa, Arthropoda, Insecta, Hymenoptera, Formicidae. The transcript is spliced from 8 exons.